AUGGAAGAUUUUCAUGAUUGGUCUGAUUCAGCCUAUCGUAGUUUAAGUCGCCUAGAAGUCAUUAUUAAGAAUUCGGAAAAGAAUAGCAAAGAAAGCUCUCAGGAGUUUUUUGCAGAAUGCGAAAAAGAAAUAUUGUAUAUUAAAUAAAUAAAGCAAAUAUAUUAUAUUUUAUUUUAUAAUAAACUACUUAUGGCAGUAAAAUAUAAGAAAAAUUGAAUUAAAUUUAGAAUAUUGUGAGCAGUCAAUCCAUGAAAUAAAUAGUCCAAAUAAAGAAGUGUGCAAAAUUAAAUAUAAUGAAUUAUCAGACAAAUUAAACCGCUGCAAAGCAGAACUUGAAUUUAAAAAUCAAAAUAAAAGAAACUUAUUUGGAAACAGACUUGAAGAAAAUAAGGAAAACGAAAAGCAAGAUUUGUCCAAUGUAAGUGCACAAGAAUUAAUUACUAAGGGUUAUAGGCUGUAUCAAGAAGCUGAAGAAAGAAUGCUAGGGAUAUAUGGAAAAACAGAAGAAAUCAAGUCUGUAGCUAGUGCAAUUGAAGCAGGAUUAUAUGAGCAGGAACAGAAAAUAGAUAAAAUCGGGGAUGAAGUAAACGAUUUGAGAGGAGUCCUUAGAAGAACUGAUAAGAUCAUGAAUCAAAUAUAUCGUAGAUAUUUGACAGAUAAAUGCAUACUUUGCUUGAUUAUUACUAUUUUGAUUGUACUUGUCACAAUUAUCAUUUAUGGAAUUGCUAAUGGCAAAAGUUUAGGCUUUCCAAAUGAUACUAUGAAAUAA
Blepharisma stoltei is the source of this 769-nucleotide messenger RNA. The record is from the annotation of a GenBank genome assembly. Lineage: Eukaryota; Ciliophora; Heterotrichea; Heterotrichida; Blepharismidae.